Colletotrichum destructivum is the source of this 1336-nucleotide messenger RNA. RefSeq lists its product as uncharacterized. Lineage: Eukaryota; Fungi; Ascomycota; Sordariomycetes; Glomerellales; Glomerellaceae. Gene Ontology annotation, cellular component: membrane. Bases 147 to 1130 code for a protein of 327 amino acids. The transcript is spliced from 5 exons. The record is from RefSeq and is a predicted model, not a curated record.
UUGCAUACUUCUUUCAGUCGCAGGACUCUGUUCGGCCCAUAUACCCGCGUCGGUCUCCUUCUCGACUCUUUCCAAAGGGAGACUCCGUUCAUUUAUGAUACAUUUCGUCCAGUCUUCCCGUUGCCAUCGGUCGUCAUACUCUAGCCAUGUUCUCGAUUGCGGCCACUAUCGCCCCGCGCCGGCCCGCGCUGCUCCCCCAGAGCCUUAUCUCGCGAGAUGACGCAUCCGAGAUCCUCGGCAGCAUCAGCAUGGCUGCCUUCCUGUGCCUCCUGCUGCCACAGCUCGCUGCGAACUACAAAUUGAAGAGCGCCGACAGCUUGUCGAUGGCCUUUCUCUUCAUUUGGCUCCUUGGCGAUGUGACCAAUCUGUUGGGGGGUCUAGCCAACCACAUUGCCCCAGCAAGCAUCGCGGUGACGGGCUACCUGUGCUUCUCGGACUCCACGCUCAUCUGCCAGUGUCUUUACUACAACUCCAAGCAACGGCUUCGUAGUUCUCAACGGUCAGGUCCGACGACACCACAGUCUCCGGAGUGUCAGCCGCUUCUCGGCCCUUCGUCCUCUUCCCGUGACAGAGGAGCACCUGACCACACUCAAGACGACGAAACUAGCAGCGGUUCGGUCGUCGCGCAUGAGGAAGGCAAGGAGAUCCCCGUGGAAGCCGUACGGACUCUUCACGACUGGCGAUUCAACUUGGCUUGCAUUUUGGCAGUACAGAUCCUCGGAAUCACCGGCUGGCUCGUACUCCGCACAUUGGGUCUACUUGGAAGCGACGAAUCUCCCGGAAGCGUGGGCGUCACCGACAUUAACGGCAUUUCUCAAUCUCUCGGCUCGGCUCUUGGCGUCAUCGGCGCCAUCUGCUAUCUCUGUGCCCGCAUUCCCCAGAUCAUCAAGAACUACCGAGGGAAAUCCUGCGAGGGUCUCGCGCCGUUGUUCUUGCUUUUGUCGAUCACCGGCAACUUGACCUACGGACUCAGCGUGAUUGCGUACAAGCAGGACAGAGACUAUCUUCUCGCAAGCCUGCCUUGGUUGAUGGGGUCGCUGGGGACGAUCGUCGAGGACUGUAUUAUCCUGCUGCAGGUUCACCUUUACUCGCGGUUGGAGAAGCAGCCCAGUCAGCCUGCGAGUAUCUGAAAAGGGACCUUGUUAAUGAUUACAUGACAUUGGGCAUCUGGUAUCUCAUCUAUGAUACAUUGGCGUUGGUAGACAGUUUCAACUGAGAAGCCUCAUUAUGUUUAGCCUCCCAGCACGUUGCCACGGCCGUUUAUUACACAGUCGGCCAUUCCUGCUCUUAAAUAUCCACCUAAUUAUGUACCAUCUAUGUCUCCCUCCGUCUGCAC